CCUGGUGAGUCCUGCGCAUGUUGGAUCGCAUACGACGACUGGAAGUCGCUUCUUCUCGUUUAAAUAUCUAAAAGCACUUUAAGCAAGUUUGGACUAAGAAGAAUACUGCAACAAAGUGCAGUGCCUGGAAAGUUUAUAUUGAUUUCAAAUGGCCUGAGGUCGGAUCUUGUUAAGCGAUUAUAAAUAUCUGGUUUUCCCGAAGACGCAAAGAAGUUUGCGGGACGUCUGAUCACCAUGGAGGAUUAAAAUUAUUUUCAGUUUUUUUUCGCAUUGAAUGUUAAAAAUGUAUCUACCUGCGCCCCGUUCCUCCUGAUUUUGGUCCAAGUUUGUUUUUAACCACAGCUAUCUGUGGCGAUAAUAGGAAUGGACCAUUAAACUUGGUCUGCAAGAAGAGUCUUAGAGAAAAGGAUUCAUGGAUUGAGAUAUUGAACUUUCAGCUGAAGUGUAAAGUGCCUCAUGAAAGACUGCGAGAUGUGUGGAGGAGAGUGACGGACGGCCAUGGGACUGGAGAGACGGUGCCUUCAGGCUGUCACCACUGCUGUAGCCAUCUGUCUGCUAAGUGUGUCUCAGGGUUUGGCAUCGCUGGUCCAUGCCAGAGAGGGAGGCUCUGCAGAGCUGGACUGUAGUCUGACUCCAUCAUCCAAAGAAGCCACCACCCCGAACCUCUUUCCAUUACAUGUUGUGGAGUGGGUGCGCCUUGGCUACAAUGUACCUGUUCUCAUUAAAUUCGGAGUGUAUGCUCCUCGUGUUCAUCCUAAUUAUAAAGGGCGUGUGUCUCUGACCCGGGGCGCCUCUUUGCUGGUAGAACGGCUGACCCUGGAAGAUGAGGGCUGGUUCGAGUGUCGCAUCCUUCUCCUAAACAGCAGAACCGACAACUUUCAAAAUGGCACAUGGACCUUCCUCUCCAUCACAGCUCCACCUGUGUUCAUUAAGACGCCACCAACUUUUGUGGAGGUUCUCCUCGGAGACUCGUUGACUCUUAGCUGCGGCGCCCACGGCAACCCUCGACCAACGAUUGUCUGGCAUAAAGAUGAGAGUCCAAUUGAGAAACAUGAAAAAAUAAAAGUCCUGAAUGGUACCCUCUCUCUGGCCACUGUCACAAGAAAUGUUUCAGGAGUGUAUAAAUGCCACGUGUCUAACUCAGAGGGGAACCUGACCCACUAUAUGCAGCUGCAGGUUCAGGGUCCUCCGAUCAUCCUCAUCUCCCCUGAGGACACAACUCUCAAUAUGUCUCAGGAUGCUGUUCUGCAGUGUCAGGCAGAUGCUUACCCUUCAAACCUUACCUACGAGUGGCUGAAACAAGGACAGAACGUUUACCACAUCGAGUCCCUUAAAUCCAGAGUGAAGAUUUUGGUGGAUGGAACUCUUCUGAUCCCUAAUCUCAUUCCAGAAGAUGCUGGCAACUACACCUGUAUUCCAACUAAUGGAAUACUGUCUCCACCCUCAGCUUCUGCCCAUCUGAAAGUGAAACAUCCUGCACGUGUAGGACGAAUGCUGCGUGAAACCUAUCUGCCAGCAGGAAUGGAGGGGGUCAUUUUCUGCCCUGUUCAGGCCGACCCGCCUGUUCUGUAUGUAAACUGGACCAAAGACGGGAAUGAGCUGAAUCUUGACAACUUUCCAGGUUGGAUGGUGAACUCAGAGGGCUCGGUGUUUAUAGCAACAGCCAAUGACAAUGCUGUAGGCAUGUACACCUGUACUCCUUAUAACAGCUAUGGCACAAUGGGCCAGUCUGAGCCCACCAAAGUAAUUUUACAGGAUCCACCAUCAUUUCGAAUCCCCCCUCUGCCAGAGUAUCUCCAGGAGGUCGGCCGAGAGUUGAUCAUCCCCUGUGAAGCCAGUGGAGAUCCUGUCCCAAACAUAACCUGGAGCAAGAUUGGCCAUAGUCCUCGUUCGCCGUACAUUGUGUUGUCUAAUGGAUCCCUCUUGCUGCAGCCCCUGAGCAAAGAUCACCAUGGGGGCUGGGAGUGUUUGGCCACCAAUCGUGUAGCCACUGUCAGUGCAGGCACUGUUGUCUUUGCACUGGGCACCAGUCCUCAUGCUGUAUCCUCAGUGACAGUUACCACAGAGAUGAACCAGGCCAAUGUGUCCUGGGUCCCAGGAUUUGAUGGUGGAUUUACCCAAAAAUUUACUGUGUGGGUGAAGCAAACAUCCAGGGGGAAACAUGAAUGGGCAUCUUUGCCUGUGCCAACAUCCAAAAACUACCUGCUUGUGACGGGUUUACUCGCAGGCACUGGCUAUCAGUUCAGUGUCCUACCUCAGAAUAAACUCGGCUCAGGAUCUUUUAGUGAAAUUGUAUCUGUACGGACUAAAGCUGUGCCAACAGAGCUACCUAAAGCUGCCACAGGUCUCCCAGCCUUGGAACCUCCCAUGCUGCUGUCGGCCAACCGGACCGGAAGAGGCAUUCUCCUGCAGUGGCAGCCUCCUGAGGCUCCACUCUCUCCACUGACAGGUUUUGUGCUGCAGGCCCGCAGAGAUCGGGGCCAGUGGGUCAUCACUGUAAGCAACAUCCAUGCCAAUCAGAGCGAAUUACUUGUGCAAGGACUGCUAAGGGACUCGGUGUAUGAUUUGAGGUUGAUGUCACGCAGCAACAAAGUGCUCAGUGAACCGAGUGAGUCUGUGAGUGUAUCCACAGCAGGAAUGGAGAUUUACCCCCUCAGCCCUAGUUUCUUGGAAGUCAUCCAUGAACCGUUGAUGGCUGGUGUGAUAGGGGGAGCAUGCUUUCUGUUUCUGGCCAUCAUCCUCUCGUUGGUGACAGCUUGCUAUAUGAGCAACAGGAGACAGCGGAAACGCAGAAAGAAAAGACAAGACCUGCCAGCUGCUCUUCAGAAGAGCCCAUCUCACGAAACACAGUCACCAUCACGCAGCCCAGACAGUGUCCUCAAGUUUAAACUUUGUCCACCUCUUCCCUUCUUUCCCAACUCCACAUCAUCACAAUGUGAUCGCUCCUCGUUUGACAAAGGCAGCCGUGGGGAAUACCACGAUCAGAGGAAACAGCUUUUGUCCAACUCGUCUCCUCCACCUCAUUACACGCUCUUUGAGAGUCACCUGGGUUCUCAAGCGCCUUCACCGACUGCUCUGGAGUCAAUUUCCCGAGGCCCAGACGGGCGCUUCAUUGUUCAGCCACUGCCGGAGGGUUCAAGUCCUUCCAAUAAAAACAGUAUAAAGAAGCAUGUCCUGCAAAGUAAUGGGAGCGUAAGCGGGUUGGGGAGCAACAGGACGUCAAUCAGGGACUCUCCAAAGUCAAGCAUUUUGAGCUCAGAGAAGGAUGAGAGGAAGGAAUCUCCUCUGACGGUGGACGUUCCAGAGUUAAGCAGACCUCCUGCAUCCCCUGGUAGAGUACGAGCCAUGGCAAGAAACUUCUCCCGUCACGGCUGCUUCUACUCCGAUGAUGAACAAGGCUCCGAGACUCUUCUGGAAAGAGUCAGCUUUUACUCCGAUAACAGUGAGAGAAAGCCCACUGAUUCCCUACGGAGGUACCGCAUGCUGGGCAACACUGAAGACCUGUUCUCCAGUUUGGGGAGGAGAACAAGACUGCUUGAUAGAGACAGACCCCAUGAUAGAGGUUACCAACCCAUGGAGAGCCACCUGAGUGACAACAGCACCCUGGUCUCCCAGCUUGAGAGCGAGCUGAAGAGGGAUAGUGUUAAUAAGUGUGUCCAAUUGGCAAAGGAGAGGGAAGAAAUUGAGAGGGAGUUGAAGAAUUUCACAACUGAUCAAAGACAUCACAGUCGAGUGAGGGAAGAGCCUUCUCCAUCCAGUAAAACAGAAGAUCCUCAACGGGAUGAGCCCGAAUCAGUGGAAGAACCUGUGUGGAAACCUCAAGAAGUUACAAUCAGACAGAAGUACGGGCCCUCAGAUAUGACAAGUCGGGUUUCUGACUAUAGGAGAGCGUGCUACUUUGGAAACACUAGCAGCCCGCUGAACAGGCUCCCCACAUCUCAUAUUCAAUGGGACAUUAGCCCUGUUACAUCUGUCACCAGCCUCAUUCCUGUUAAGACUCCUCGUGAGGCCAUGUCCCCCGUGCCAUCUAGACAAACCACAGAGGACUCUCUUGCUUUAGAUUCAUUGAAAUCGUCGGUCACCCAGAAUACCUCCCUGCCCAUGCUCUCCCCUGAUGCCACACCAGAUAAAGCUAAGUCAUUGAGUCCCCCGAAAAAGCAAGAGGCAUGCACUAAGUUUGACACCGAGCAGAUCUUAGCGGAAGAGACACAGGACGUAGGUGUUGUUUCUAGAUCAAGGAGCCUAUUAGCUUUUCAGCUGCGGGAUUUAGCCAUCACAGAUAGACCUGAAGGUUCAGCUUCUGUACAGUAUAACCAGACUGAGAGAACAGCAGAUGCAGAUUACACAACCACAAGGGAUCCCAGUCCCUGUAGUUCUUCAAUCUUACACUACGAUCAUCAUAAAGUAGGAGCCAAGUCCAAAGACAGAGAAACUCAGGGCCGCAAUGACCAGCGAGCUUCAGGGUUUUACUCGGAGUUGGAGAGGGAAGGUGUCCGAACACGCUCCAGGAGGAGUGACAAAUGUCUCCUCCCUGACAGUCCUAGCCCGAUCUCAACCUUAACUCUUUUCGAAGAAGUCGGGAGUGACCAGUCUCAGUUUUUAGUUCCCGAAAUGUCCGACUCCCUUAAAGCCAAGUCCACAACGCUGUCCCCCAAAAUGUCCCCAAACCAGACAAGUGCAAUCCUUGAAUACCUGAGCCUUCCAGGUUUCAUUGAAAUGAGUGUGGAUGAGCCUGUGGAAGAGGUUCAGGUGACCAACACUACCAAACAAAGCGCAGAACAAAAACCUGAAGAAGAAUCUGUUGUUGCAAAACCUGAUGUAGUUCCUAGAAACUGGGAGGUUCGUGUUCAGGAAAACAAAGAAACUGUGUCAUGUCAGAAACAAUGUGAUUCUCUGGGUGCAUCAGAUUCCAGCUUUGAUGCUUCUAAAAAACAAGGGAAUAGGAGAUCCCCUCAUGUUGAAACCAGAGUAAGAUUCCCUGAUGACCCAAGGCCGUCCUCAUCGGGCCCAGAAAAAACAAGCAGGGAGCUCUAUGAUGAGAAAACAAGGAUUCGAGGAGGGAAUAUCUGCGCCGGCAGGCCUGAAUCCAGACUUGGGUCCAGGUCCGCUCACACCUUAUUCAGUGCAGCUAAAAGCAUGGCAGACAUUGUGUCAAAGCAUUCUCAGAGAUGUGUGAACAGUGAUGACUUUUUAUCAGAGCAGCCCCAAAUACAAGCUUCUCAGGGAAGCAGGACAAAUAAAAUAGUGUCGCGAAUAACUCAAGCCCCUGUGCCAUUUCUAAAGAAAUCCUUAAGCCUUGGUCCCUGUAGGACUCUCUCAGGUGUGACUCAACCUCGCCCUUACCUUAAGAAAUCCAUCAGCUUAGGCUCUCAGAGGUGGGAGCACUUUGAAAGCCCGAGAACAUAUAUUUCUGAGAAAUGUUACUGGGAUGAGCUCCCAAACCCAGAUGAGAGGGUAAAGUCCUACAGUUUGGGCCGCAUGCCCUCUACCCUCCCUACAUUGGGCCCCUGCUGGAGAGAAUACAUCCCAUUUCGACGUCCCAGCAUGGGGAGCUUAGAGAGGCCCCACCUCGCACAAAGAUCUUUCGCUAGUCCUUCCUACCUCACUCCUAUGUACCCACCUAGACAAACCUUAAUGUCUCCAAUGCUUGAGCCCUCAGAUCCUCGACGCCAAGCUGCCAUUUUCCCUGAAUCCUCUAGGUGGUCCCCCUCUUAUCAAGACACACUGAGGCCUAUCCAGCAUCAGUAUGUCCCUACGCUGACCUCUAAUCCUCUACCAUACGACCAGCACUGGCCAGAUUCCAGAGGAGAAAGCUUGAGACAUUUUGACACCAGAAUAGGCCCUCCAAGAUCCUACUUGCCCAGGGGCAUCAGCUGGCCUUCUCCUUAUUACUCUGCCUUCCCCCCCAGGGAGGGAGAAAGCUACAGACAUCCAGACAGGAUGAUGGGGAGGGGCGGGGAUGCUGAGAUCAGGGGGAGGGCCAGUUAUGCCAGUCAGAGCAGUGGUAGAGGCAGUGCUGGUCUCUUCAGACAGUCCCUGUCCAUCACUCCCACCCUCCUCAGCUCACCAGAAACCACAGAGGAACAUGAACGCCACAGAGCUGAGAUGGAGCUGGCUGAGAGGAGGGUGAAAAGAAGGAACACAUCAGUAGAUGAAAGUUAUGAGUGGGACUCUACUGAUGCAUGUUUGGACUCCGAGGUCCUGGAGGCCACGAAGUCUGACCAGUCUCAAGCUGGUUUUCAGAGAGGCAGGAGGGAAAUGGGAUCUGAUCAAACUGGUGGCCUCCGGGAUCAGCGACAGAAAGGCCCACCUCCCCCUGUCUACCCUCCUCGCUCGCUAAGUGAGGCACGCUUCAACGCUCUCCGCCUGGAGUACCAAGAGUACAGGCGGGCUCAGGGGUCCACCUGUGCCCGAGAGCCAUGCUUCCACCCUGGCCACGAUUCGGACUCUGACUCCAGCUCAGCGCUGCUCUAGCAGCUGAACUCGGUGCAUCAAAGACAGAAACCAAAUAGCAGUUAUACUGAGCAGACAACCGCACCAUGGUCCUAAACACUGGAAACAUUUAAUUCUUGUUAAAGAUUUUAAUCUUCUGUUGCAGCAGCUUCAAGAGAAGCUGUUUUCAGUCUUGUUCUGCUUGAUUUUGUUUCAGUGUGCUUUGCAUAGUGAAAAAGCGACAAUCGGAUAAAGUGAAGGGAUGAAAUGGUAAUGUUCACAGUUCGAAAUGAAAAAGACAAGCUUUAUUAAACAAGCAGUCAGCAACUUAUUAAUAAAUUCAUUGCAUGUUAAUGCUUUUAAAGUCCAAGACUCCCUUGUGGUGAUUAAAAAAAGGAUGCUUCUGACAGGUCUGUAGGUGUACAAGACAACGUCUCUGUGAGCAUGUCUUCAUCUGUAUCCUUGCCUGUGAAUAAAUGGUGCUAGUUGUGCUCUUUCUUCAUCUCCAUUUUAAUUAAUGACGCAGUACUAACUGUUAGGUACCUCCAAUAACUGUACUUUGAUCGAAAAUGCCCCUGCAGUCCAACGUUUAUGUUUUUAGAAGCUGAGGCUGUGUCUGUGGUUUACCUGCUGAUUGCCCGGAAUCAUCUCUGCGCUGUGUCCCGUUAACCUCAUAGUAUGUUGUUUAAUGUGUAUAGAUGUUCAUGUGCAUAGUUUAUUGUUAAUAAGUCCUGCUGUUAUUGGAUUGAAUUCAUCAUUGCUCCCAUCAGUUGAGAAAAUCCCACUUGACUUCACCUGAAAAACGUCCCCCUUUAACAGGGAGGGUGAUCUUUGCCUUAUUUUUGUUAAUUAAACAAUGACAGGACAGCUGGGAUAAACAAAAAGAACAAUCAGAGAUUAAAAAGUAUCAAACUUUUUUUUCCCUCAUUGUGAGUGUUUCUGUGUAUUUAUUGAGAGGAGUAACAUGCAACAAUGUUUACAAUUCACAUCCCUGAUGUGAAGGCAACACUGUGAAUAUUUCAUUGACUUCAAAUUCUGUAUUUGAAUUGCAAGUCUGUUAUGAAUUUUGUGCCCACUGUAUUUGUUUUUUUUUUUACUAAAGAAAAACAAGCUGUUUUUGUACAUAAUCUGAAAAAACUAUGUAACCAACAUUUUGGUAGCUACACUUUUGGAAGAGUCAGCCUUUUUAUUGUUUUCCGGAUUAAAACACACAUGUUGGUAAGUAUGCAUUCCUAAGGAUGGCUUUGGAAGAUUUGUACAAAGAGGAAAAUUUUAUAUCUUGUCACCGUUUUUGUCAUUUUUAUAUGUUUGUAAAUGAAUAAAUUGUUAUAUUCUGAA
Molecule: messenger RNA, 7770 nt
Organism: Girardinichthys multiradiatus
Lineage: Eukaryota; Metazoa; Chordata; Actinopteri; Cyprinodontiformes; Goodeidae
Gene: igsf9b
Product: immunoglobulin superfamily, member 9b
Exons: 22
Coding region: 499-6474 (1991 amino acids)
Biological process (GO): cell-cell adhesion
Molecular function (GO): protein binding
Source: RefSeq, a predicted model, not a curated record